Molecule: messenger RNA, 1460 nt
Organism: Chondrus crispus (carragheen)
Lineage: Eukaryota; Rhodophyta; Florideophyceae; Gigartinales; Gigartinaceae
Exons: 2
Coding region: 1-1275 (424 amino acids)
Biological process (GO): nucleosome assembly
Cellular component (GO): chromatin; nucleus
Molecular function (GO): chromatin binding; histone binding
Source: RefSeq, a predicted model, not a curated record
AUGUACCGUCAAGUGCGCAGUGCGUUGGAUUUGGCCGAUUUUCCGAUUCUUUUGCCACCCGCCAAUCGCGCCGCCGUCCAGACGACAUCCCCCGCUGUCACAGCCCGCAAUUCAACCGCCUCCCACCGCCAUCCUCGCGCCCGCGGCAUAGCCCCUCGCACACGUCUACAUAAACGCGCCGUCGGGCGCGCGGCGACUUGCAUCGACGCCACCGCUUGCAUCCCCGCUCCUCUCCCUUCCAGUGCCCCCAUCGCGCCCCUCUGUCCAGCCAUGAGCGAGCCCGCGCCCGACGCCGCGCCCGACGCCGUCCCCGUCGACGACGUCGCGCACGAGCUCAACCGACAGCUCUCGAUGCAGGAGCGCGACGCGUACCCCGAGCUCACAGACGACCGUCUGCAGCGUCUGUUCGACGGGCUCGACGACCAGCAGCCGCACCAGCUCGACUCGCUCAAGCGGCUCCGUGAUCUGCAGAAGGAACACGACCAGGUCUUCACGGACUAUCUCAGGGAAAAGCAGGAGCUGGAGGAUAAGUACGAGGGCAAGAUUCGACCGCUGUAUCGGUCACGCAAGGAGGAGCUUGACGCACACCCCAUCAAACUCUUUUGGUUUAAGGCCUUCGAGCACUGCGAGGUGCUUCGAGAGAAUAUCACAGACAAGGAUGCACUCGCCUUGAAGUAUCUCACCGACGUGUCCGUGGAGACCGUCACGAAGCAGAAGGAGGUCAGCCCGAACGCGCCGCCUAGCAUUCCAAUCGGCUCGUUCACCCUCACAUUUCGCUUCGCUGACAACCCGUUUUUCGAAAACGACCACCUCACCAAGACCUACAUCAUGCAGGAGGAUGACUUUGAGGAGUUGCAGGAGGCUCGCGGGACGAAGGUUCUGUGGAAGCCUGGGAAGGACCUCACCGUGCGCACCAUGAAGAAGAAGACCAAGAACGGCCGCGUCCUCAUCAAGAAACAGCCCACAGAUUCCUUCUUCAACUUUUUCAGCCCGCCCUCGCAGGUCCUCGAGAGCGGCAGCGACGUCGAAGAGUCCGUCAUGGACGAGCUCGACGACGUCCUCGACGCGGACUUCGAGCUCGGUGACUGCAUCCGCUCCGACGUCAUCCCGCGAGCCCUCAUGUACUAUCUCAACAUCGCCGAAGUCUCAGAUGAUGACAACGACAGCGACAGCAGCACCGGUUCUAGUGGGCUCCGCGACCCCGCUGUGAAUGGCCGUGCCGCCCUGGAUGACUCGUCCGACUCGUCGGAGGAUAAUGACGAUACUGCACCGUAACAAUAAUGCUUGCCAAAGCGAUAGUUCGACGAUCGCGGUUCUUGAAUGCAUUAGUGCCCUGCUGAAGGAUCGUUUCUCGCAGAGACUCUUUCUAGUACGUGCGGGUGAAGAGGGUGCUGUUUCUUGCUUUGGUAUACUUAAUCGACUUUUUGUGUUAGACUGACUAAAGACCCAACGUUCCGAGA